AUGCUGUACAAGCAGUUGGUCGCCGCCGCUUUCUGCGGUGCGGCAGCUAUCGACUCGGCCCUUGCCAGCCCCUUCGAUGGCGGCCGGCUCCUCAGCAAGAGGGAGGUGCCUAGCACCCAUAUCCGUCACGAGAGGCAGAUGCCUCACUGGGCCCGGACUUGGGAGAAGAAGCAGAAGGUCAAGAAGUCUGCUGUACUGCCCAUGAGAAUUGGGUUGCGACAGGCUGAGGCCAAGCUUCAGGAAGGUCGCGACCUUCUGAUGGAGAGGUCAAAUCCUCUGUCCCCGUACUAUGGCCAGCGCAUGACUCCCCGUGAAGUCAUUGACUUCUUCGCACCCCCGAAGGAGAGUGUGGAGGUCGUUAGGGACUGGCUGGUUGCUAGUGGAAUCAACGUCACUCGGAUCUCACAGUCAGUCAACAAGCAGUGGAUCCAAUUCGACGCCACGACCGCGGAAGUCGAGAAUCUCCUUGUUACCGACUACUAUUAUUGGGAGCACAGCCCAACAGGGUCCGAGAAUAUUGCAGCUGAGGAAUAUCACAUUCCGGCCCAUGUGCAGACCCAUAUUGAUUACAUCACCCCGGGAAUCCGUCUUCGUGCCGAUCCAGGUCGUGUUCGCAGUCUCAAACGCCGUGCCGAGGCCGAGCAGUUUGGAAAACGCGCGGUGAAGGCCAUGAACACUGGAAUCGACGUCAUUGGCCCCGAUGCUUCAAGUUUGCCGCCCCUGAACAGCUCCGUGUGCGACUCAUACGUCACACAAGAGUGCAUCCGAACCCAGUACAGUAUCCCUAAGGGCGAUAAGGCUGCCGAAGGUAACGAGCUCGGCGUGUUUGAGUCUCUAGGCGAUCACUACGCCCAGAACGAUCUUGAUGUCUAUUGGUCCACGCUGUAUUCAGAAAUCCCGAAUGGUACCUAUCCCAUCGAGAAGGGCAUUGACGGUGCCUAUGGUGCUGCCAAGACUCUGGAGGCGGCUGGUGUCGAGUCCGACCUGGACUUCGAAGCCGCCCAGCCUCUGAUCUGGCCCCAGAGGACUAUCCUCUUCCAAACAGAUGAUGAGUACUACCAACAAAACGAAACAGCUCAAGACACGCCUUUGAAAGGGUUCUGGAACACUUUCUACGAUGCUUUGGACGGGAGCUACUGCACUUAUAGCGCAUAUGGCGAGACGGGCAACUGCGUUCUCCCGGAGUGCCUCGACCCUGCGUACCCGGAUCCUAACCCAGGUGGCUACACAGGACAGCUCCAAUGCGGCGUCUAUGAGCCCACGAACGUGAUCAGCAUUUCGUACGGCGGAGGCGAAUCUGAUGUCCCCAGCUAUUACACCAAGAGGCAGUGCGACGAGAUUAUGAAGUUGGGUCUGCAGGGAACUACCGUCGUGAUCAGCUCUGGUGACGACGGUGUCGGUUCAUUUGAGGGUGACGGCGGCCCGAACGGCUGCGCUGGACCCGAAGGGAAGGUUUUCUACCCCGCCAGUGAUGCCACCUGCCCCUAUGUUCUUGCAGUUGGAUCCCUGCAGUUGGACAAGGUGUCUGGAAAUUCUUCGACGCCCAAGUAUGUCGAGAGUGCCACAGCCAGAUUCCCCUCUGGUGGCGGCUUCAGCAACUACUUUGAUACGCCCGACUAUCAGAAAGACCAGGUCGCAACUUAUUUCGACACGGUCACGCUGAACUUCACUGGCUACACUGAUCCAGGCACGAACUUCUCAACUGUUGGCGAUGGCGUCUACAAGAUUGGUGGUCGAGGAUAUCCUGACGUGUCAGCUAUCGGGGAUGACUAUGUCGUCCGCGCGCAGGGCUCCUGGGGCCGCGUAGGUGGCACGUCUUUGUCUGCACCAAUCUGGGCAGCCGUCUUGACCAGAGUCAACGAGGAGAGAAUCGCGGCUGGAAAGAGCACCCUCGGUUUCGUGAAUCCGACUCUGUACGCACAUCCUGAGGUCUUCACAGAUGUCACUAACGGGUCCAACCCCAACUGCCAUUCCACUGGUUUCUUAGCUGCUCCCGGCUGGGAUCCUGUCACCGGACUAGGUUCACCCGUAUACCCCAAGCUUCUGGAUCUUCUUUUGAGUGUCUAA
Diaporthe amygdali is the source of this 2067-nucleotide messenger RNA. RefSeq lists its product as uncharacterized. The transcript is spliced from 6 exons. Bases 1 to 2067 code for a protein of 688 amino acids. Gene Ontology annotation, molecular function: serine-type endopeptidase activity; tripeptidyl-peptidase activity. Gene Ontology annotation, biological process: proteolysis. Lineage: Eukaryota; Fungi; Ascomycota; Sordariomycetes; Diaporthales; Diaporthaceae. The record is from RefSeq and is a predicted model, not a curated record.